AUGCUUCUCCGUUGGAGGACCACCUAUGAAGAUUGUCUAUCCAAUUUAUCUCGUUGCUUAGAAAGAUGUGAGAGAGCCAACCUCGUGUUGAAUUGGGAAAAGUGCCACUUCAUGGUGGAAAGUGGAAUUGUUCUUGGGCACAAAAUUUCCCAUGCCGGCAUUGAGGUAAAUAGAGCCAAGGAGGAGGUCAUUAAGAAACUUCCUCCUCCCACCAAUGUGAGGGAAGUGAGAUCUUUUCUUGGCCAUGCCGGGUUCUAUCGGCGCUUUAUAAAAGAUUUUUCAUUGAUUGCUAAGCCUCUCACAUCCCUAUUGCAACAAGAUAAAGAGUUUGUGUUAAAUGAUGCUUGUCAAGAGUCUUUUUGUAGGUUGAAAGAAGCAUUUUGCACCGCUCCUACUGUCCAAGGAAAGAAGGAAGCUAAACCGAGGUUGUUGAGAUGGGUUUUAGUUCUCCAAGACUUUGAUUAUGAGCUGAGAGACAAGAAGGGAGCCGAGAAUGUGGUGGUGGAUCACCUUUCAAGGUUGGGCAGUGCAAGGUUUCAAGAUUAUGGUUUUCCAAUAGAGGAUGCUCUACGGGAUGAUGUGCUAUAUGUCCUUGAGGUGAAGUCGGAGCCAUGGUAUGCGGAUAUUGUAAAUUAUUUGUCUUGUAGUGUCGUACCUCCGGAUUUCACUUCACAACAACGUCGAAGACUCAAGUAUGAGGCCAAGAGAUACAUUUGGGAUGAUCCUAUUUUAUUGAAGAGAGGCGUCGAUGAUGUCAACGGAUGGGAAAUAUUUCUAGGAGGGGAAAUGCCGCAAAACCCUAUCCUUGAGCUUGAAGUUUUUGAUGUGUGGGCUAUAGAUUUCAUAUGCCCUUUUAUUUCUUCACAUGGGAACAAGUAUAUUUUGGUUACCGUUGACUAUGUCUCUAAGUGGGCGGAGGCUGUGGCUUCCCCUACGAAUGAUUCUAAGGUAGUGGUUAAUCUUUUCAAAAGAUAUGGAGUGUCUCAUAAGCGGGGGCUUGCUUACCACCCUCAAACGAGUGGUCAAGCGGAGAUCACCAAUAGGGAGCUCAAGGUGAUCUUGGAUAAUAUGAUUGCUAGAACAAGAAAGGAUUGGUCUUCUAAACUCAUCGACUCUCUAUGGGCGUAUAGGACCGCCUUCAAAACUCCAAUAGGGACCACUUCCUAUAAGCUUGUUUAUGGGAAAAAUUGUCACUUGCCCAUAGAGAUGGAGCAUCAAACCCAUUGGGCGAUUAAGCAAAUCAACUUUGACCUCCAUAGUACGGGUGAACAAAGGCUUCUCGAGCUACAUGAGUUAGAGGAAUUGAGGAUGAAUGCUUACGAUAGCGCAAGCAUGUACAAGGCACGGACACAGGCUUGGCACGAUGCUUAA
Messenger RNA from Chenopodium quinoa (quinoa), 1371 nucleotides. RefSeq lists its product as uncharacterized. The coding region runs from base 1 to 1371 and encodes 456 amino acids. Gene Ontology annotation, biological process: DNA integration. Lineage: Eukaryota; Viridiplantae; Streptophyta; Magnoliopsida; Caryophyllales; Amaranthaceae. The record is from RefSeq and is a predicted model, not a curated record. Gene Ontology annotation, molecular function: nucleic acid binding. The transcript is spliced from 4 exons.